Messenger RNA from Micropterus dolomieu (smallmouth bass), 1384 nucleotides. Its product is annotated as Fc receptor-like protein 5. The record is from RefSeq and is a predicted model, not a curated record. Lineage: Eukaryota; Metazoa; Chordata; Actinopteri; Centrarchiformes; Centrarchidae. The transcript has 5 exons. Gene Ontology annotation, biological process: cell surface receptor signaling pathway. Gene Ontology annotation, molecular function: transmembrane signaling receptor activity. The coding region runs from base 1 to 882 and encodes 293 amino acids.
AUGCAUGUCUUUGGACUGUGGGAGGAAGCCAGAGCACUCCAAGAGAACCCAGGAAGACACGGGAUGAACAUGCAAACUCCACACAGAAAGGCCCAAGAUGACCAAGCCUCUCUGACUGUGAGUCCCAGCAGCUCUCAGCUGUUUGAAGGAGAGUCUGUCUCUCUGAGCUGUGAGGAGGAGGACAGCUCUGCUGGAUGGACGCUGAGGAGGAACACAACCAGAGGAACCAGGACUCAGUGUGGAGCUGGCUGGGGAAGAUCAGCAGGUUCUUCCUGUAACAUCAGCUACAUCGACCCAGUGGACAGUGGAGUUUACUGGUGUGAGUCCAGAGAUGGAGCAACCAGUAACACCAUCAGCAUCACUGUCACUGGUGGACCAGUGAUCCUGCAGAGUCCUGUCCUCCCUGUGAUGGAGGGACAUGAUGUCACUCUGCAUUGUAAAACAAAGACCCCUCCCUCCAACCUCACAGCUGGUUUCUAUAAAGAUGGCUCCCUCAUCAGGACUGAGCCUACAGGUCACAUGACCAUCCACCAUGUUAACAAGUCUGAUGAAGGCCUCUACAAGUGUGACAUCAGAGGUCGUGGAGAGUCUCCAUCCAGCUGGAUCUCUGUCACAGGUAAACCUACAACCACAGACCCGCCCACCUCUGUAGCCCCGCCCACCUCUGUAGCCCCGCCCCCGGCCUCAGUCCCCCUCCAGCUUGUGUUCAGACUGGUCUGCCACCUGGUGGUGUUCUGUCCGUACUGCAUCUCCACUGUCCUCAUGGUGUGUUUAUAUCGACGCAGGCCCACAGGAAAUGACCUGCCCGUCUCCAUGGUGAUGAUCCCGCCGACCCAGGUUGAGGAGGGAUUGGAUGAUGGCUAUGAUGACGUCAUCAGCUGAUCAGAGAUCAAAGUAGUUCACCCUGCUGAUCAUUACAUGGUUCACUUUAAAAGAGACGUCAGUACAAACUGUUGUUUCUGUGAAGACCAUCCAGAAACUGUUUGCAGCUCUCCUGGUUCUGUUUACACACCAGAACAUUUUGGCAGAUUCAUCACUGACUGUGUUUAUAAAGACUUUAUUGUGGGAGAAUGAGGUGUUUUCAUUUAAUAGAAGUGAAAGUAAAGAAAAUAUUUAGUUUAUUAUAAAUUUAUUAAUUCUGUUGGCAAAAUUCCACAUUCAUAAAUAAUAAAAAAAAACUAAUGUUGUUCUUUUUCUCCAUGAGGUUGUGCUUUAAAUUAAUUUGAUUUCUGGCUCCAACAACAAAAAGGCGUUAAAACUGUCAACAUGUGCUCGUCUUUCUUUUUCUAAUAGCCUCUAAGCUUCCCCUGGCAAAGCUUUAUAUUAUUGUGUCUGUGUUUUAUAUGUAUUUGUAUGCUGUUGUGUUUAUCUUUGUAAGUCUCAU